GCGGGCCGGGUGCGCGCCACGCUCUUCCUGCCGCCAGGACCUGGACCUUUCCCAGGGAUCAUUGAUCUCUUUGGUAUUGGAGGGGGCCUGUUGGAAUAUCGAGCCAGCCUUCUGGCUGGCCAUGGCUUUGCCACAUUGGCUUUAGCUUAUUACGACUUUGAAGAUCUCCCCAAGGAAUUUGACAGUAGAAAUAUGGACUACUUUGAAGAAGCCGUGUGCUACAUGCUUCAACACCCCCAGGUAAAAGGCCCAGGCAUUGGCCUUCUGGGCAUUUCUUUAGGGGCUGAUAUUUGUCUUUCCAUGGCCUCCUUUUUGAAGAACAUCUCAGCUACAGUUUCCAUCAAUGGGUCUGGGUUCAGUGGAAACAAAGCCAUAUGCUACAAGGAGACUUACAUCCCACCAUUGGGCCAUGACCUGAGGAGAAUCAAGGUCUCUUUCUCAGGCCUCCUGGACAUUGUGGAUAUACGGAAUGAUAUUGUAGGAGGGUGUGAACACCCCAGCAUGAUUCCAAUAGAGAAGGCCCAGGGACCUAUCCUCUUCAUCACUGGUCAGGAUGACCAUAACUGGAGGAGUGAGUUAUAUGCCCAAAUAGCCUCUGAACGCUUACAGGCCCAUGGAAAGGAAAAACCUCAGAUCAUCUCUUAUCCUGGGACUGGGCAUUAUAUUGAGCCUCCUUACUUCCCCAUGUGCCCAGCUUCCUUGCACAAACUAAUGAAAAAGCCUGUAAUCUGGGGUGGGGAGCCCAGGGCUCAUUCUAAGGCCCAGGUAGAUGCUUGGAAGCAAAUUUUGACCUUUUUCUACACACAUCUUGGAGGUACCCCGAAGGGAGCUUCCCCUAAAUUAUAGUGCAUUGGUCUGUUGUUGAUAUGAGAGAUACAAGGUGAGAUUCUAGUGUUUAAUAACCUUAAGUGAAUAAAUUGUUCCCUGAAUAAUAUCAAAUUCAUGUCAUUGGUAUUAAUGAUAUAUUUUAGGUAACUUUUUUGAAUAAGUUAUUUUUUUUCACUAAUUUUAUUAAUGUAACACAUGUCUACUGUAGAAGGUUCAAUUAAAGGUGUACCAAAAAAUGAAAAGCAUCCUCACUGUUAAAA
Messenger RNA from Miniopterus natalensis, 1088 nucleotides. Its product is annotated as peroxisomal succinyl-coenzyme A thioesterase. Gene Ontology annotation, biological process: fatty acid metabolic process; acyl-CoA metabolic process. Gene Ontology annotation, molecular function: fatty acyl-CoA hydrolase activity. The record is from RefSeq and is a predicted model, not a curated record. Lineage: Eukaryota; Metazoa; Chordata; Mammalia; Chiroptera; Miniopteridae. Gene Ontology annotation, cellular component: peroxisome.